Molecule: messenger RNA, 1329 nt
Organism: Rhizopus microsporus ATCC 52813
Lineage: Eukaryota; Fungi; Mucoromycota; Mucoromycetes; Mucorales; Rhizopodaceae
Exons: 7
Coding region: 1-1329 (442 amino acids)
Biological process (GO): NAD+ catabolic process; NADP+ catabolic process
Cellular component (GO): cytosol
Molecular function (GO): protein binding; metal ion binding; NADH pyrophosphatase activity
Source: RefSeq, a predicted model, not a curated record
AUGAGCAACAACGUUUUUGAAGCUGCAGCCUCUGGCGAUUUAGAUUAUAUAAGAUCAAACUUGGCUCAUAUCAAUGAUAAAAACGAACGUGAAUGGACACCUCUUCAUUUUGCUGCACGAUUUGGACAGCAGGGAGUAGCCAAGUUCCUGAAAGAGAAUGGUGCAGAUAUACACCAAACCAACUCAGAAGGAAAGACGGCUGCUCAACUAGCUGCUUUUUGGGGAAACACAGAAAUUGCUAAUCUGUUGCAAGAGACAUCGACUGUUGUCCGCUCUUUUCCUGACAACCAAAUCAAUGUCUUUGCAGGAAAUCAUUUAAAUAGAUAUGGUUGGGCAAGAGAUUCGGCUGAUUUCCUUUCUGAACUUGCCAAAUCCCCACGUUCGAAAUAUGUUGUGUUGAAGAAAUUAAAGGCUUUAUAUGAUGAAUCUGGUCAGCUUCAUCUUGUUAGCUAUAGCGAUGUUGCUUCUAUUGUGGAUGAAGUGUACACUGAGAAUGGGUUCAACAAAACUAAUGAUGAAAUCAUUCUUGUCUUUUUGGGUAUCGAUGAGACAAAUGGUAAAGGACAAGAUGGUGAAGCUUACUGGGCUUUGGAUUUAACACCUAAAGGAAAAUAUGAAAAUGAGUUGGAUGCACUUGUUAAAGGAUUUGAAUCUAGCUCAUUUGAAUUCUGCCCAACUCUUCCACGUGCAUUUACACUCAAAAGGUCAACCAGUGCAAUCAUUGCACAAGCUGUGGCCAUGGUCGAUUGGAAUUCACGCAACUUAUUUUGCUCUGCUUGCGGAAGUAAAACUGUAAUGGCGGAAGGAGGCCACAAGCGCACCUGUACCUCAACAAAGGAGGCACCCAAGUGCAUCAGCCACACCGGAAUUCAAAAUUUUGCCUAUCCAAGAACAGAUGCUGUUGUCAUUGCUUGCAUUAUUCAUCCAAAUGAAGACAAGAUAUUAUUGGGUCGUCAAAAGAGGUGGCCCAAGAAUAUGUAUUCGUGUAUAUCAGGUUUCAUAGAGGCAGCUGAAAGUUUAGAAGAAGCAGUACGUCGAGAAGCAUUUGAAGAAACAGGUAUUGUCGUAAACCGAGUAGCAUACCACAGUAGUCAACCAUGGCCAUUCCCGAAUUCACUUAUGCUUGGAUUUCAUGCUGAGGCACUAACCACGCAAAUUUCAUUUUCGGAUGAUGAAUUAGAGUCAGCCAAGUGGUUUACAAGGUCAGAGGUCAUGGCUGCGAUGAAAGGAGAAGCAAAUGCGCCACUCAAUCUACCGUUCAAAGGGUCACUUGCUUAUGUGCUUGUUGACGCUUGGUUACAUGAUAAAAGAUGGCAUAAUAAGCUUUAG